Molecule: messenger RNA, 1326 nt
Organism: Gymnodraco acuticeps
Lineage: Eukaryota; Metazoa; Chordata; Actinopteri; Perciformes; Bathydraconidae
Gene: snrpa
Product: small nuclear ribonucleoprotein polypeptide A
Exons: 7
Coding region: 94-930 (278 amino acids)
Biological process (GO): mRNA splicing, via spliceosome
Cellular component (GO): U1 snRNP
Molecular function (GO): U1 snRNA binding
Source: RefSeq, a predicted model, not a curated record
AAAAGAUUAUGUCGCACCGUGGUUCUUAACGCGAGAAUAGCGAACGGGAACUGUGACGGCCGGGAUUUUCAGUCAUCCUUCCUUGGUUAGAACAUGGCUGCUCCGGAUGUACGGCUCAAUCAUUCAAUCUACAUCAACAAUUUGAAUGAGAAAAUCAAGAAAGAUGAGUUGAAAAAGUCGCUAUACGCAAUCUUCUCACAGUUCGGCCAGAUUCUGGACAUCUUGGUGGCACGAAACGUAAAGAUGAAGGGUCAGGCCUUUGUUAUUUUCAAAGAGGUCAACAGCGCUGCAAAUGCUCUAAGAUCCAUGCAGGGAUUUCCGUUCUAUGACAAGCCCAUGCAUAUCCAGUAUGCCAAGAUGGACUCUGACAUCAUAGCUAAAAUGAAGGGGACUUUUGUGGAGCGUGACCGUAAAAAGAAAGAGAAAAAGGUCAAGGGAGCUGAUGCAGCUGGAGCUAAGAAGGGGGUACCAGGAGCUGCUGCACCGAUGGUUGCUGGGGUACCGGCUGCCAUGCCUGGAAUGCCCCCCAUGAGCCAGGCUCCCCGUAUGAUGCAUAUGCCUGGCCAGCCGCCUUAUAUGCCCCCUCCUGGCAUGAUGCCUCCCCCGGGGAUGGCUCCUGGUCAGAUGCCCCCUGGCGCCAUGCCUCCUGGCCAGAUGAUGCCGGGACAGAUGCCACAGCAGGUUGCAGAAAAUCCUCCCAAUCACAUCCUCUUCCUCACCAACCUGCCAGAGGAGACGAACGAGCUCAUGCUCUCCAUGCUGUUCAACCAGUUCCCCGGGUUCAAGGAGGUCCGCUUAGUCCCCGGUCGCCACGACAUCGCCUUUGUGGAGUUUGAGACUGAAGUGCAGGCCGGUGCCGCACGAGACGCACUGCAAGGCUUUAAGAUCACACAAGCGAACGCCAUGAAGAUCUCAUUUGCUAAGAAAUAACUCCUCCUGCCCAGUCUUUUUCUAACAUGCAACCUGGUCUUUUAUAAAUGUACUGCAGUCACCCGAACUAAUACAUUUUUAGAAAAUAACAUUUGCUGAGCAGUUUUCUCUGUCCAGGAUUACAUCUAAGUAUAUGUUCUUUGGAUCAGGAUGCUGUGUUAUUGUUCCACGCCGACAACUUCAGGUACAUUUAUAGAGUUCUUCAUCGUACUGAACAGUAUCACAUCCUGGGUUGUUUUGUUUUUUUACUCAAGUCCAGGUAUAAAUUGAUGAAUCUACUGUAUUUUCUUUGAAAUGUGUGUCAUGAAGCAUUGCACCCGGGGUCUGGUCUACCAGACAUUGUACCUGGAGCUUGUGUUUUUUUUGUAAUUAAAAUAAAUGUUCCUUGAAACAAUG